Messenger RNA from Owenia fusiformis, 397 nucleotides. Lineage: Eukaryota; Metazoa; Annelida; Polychaeta; Sabellida; Oweniidae. The record is from the annotation of a GenBank genome assembly.
GCAACAAUUUAUUCGGACCCCUAGCGCAGCGAGGAAAAUCCGAAAUACCUACAGCACUAAGACUGAUCAAACGUACAGGUAACAAUAAAUCUAUGACAUUAUGUAAAGACAUCUGUGAUAAGGUUAUAAUGUCUCAUAAGAAGCAAAUAGAUGUGUUGGAAGCCGAGGUGCACAACAUGUCAACGAUUUUAGACCAGUUGUUAUUGUCCAUAAAUGUACCCAAAUCGCCCACGUGUAUAGAAUCAAGGUCUGAUACAGCUGCUUCUAAGCCAAUUAACGCCACAGCACUCCACUCUACUCAAAAUAUAGCCAUGAAAUCAGUGAACUGCUCUGAUCGUAGCAAUACUCAAGUGACUAAUCCGCCUGAUAAACAUGAUACGGGGUCAAAAACUGGCGC